Lates calcarifer (barramundi perch) is the source of this 1633-nucleotide messenger RNA. RefSeq names its product peptidase, mitochondrial processing subunit beta (gene pmpcb). The record is from RefSeq and is a predicted model, not a curated record. NCBI's taxonomy places the organism in Eukaryota, Metazoa, Chordata, Actinopteri, Centropomidae. Gene Ontology annotation, cellular component: mitochondrion. Gene Ontology annotation, molecular function: metal ion binding; metalloendopeptidase activity.
GCGGACGUUGCGUCAUUGGCGACGACACUUCCACAUUGUGAGAAAAACAAUAUGGCGUCGUCCUUACAGCGUCUCACGUCUGCUGGAAGAUAUCUCUUACAAAGACAUUUACUGAAGACAAAAUCUUUAAGUAGGCUCUCAGCUGGACCACACAGACUCUUGGCUACCCAGGCUGCUCAGCAGGUGGCCUUAAAUGUUCCUGAAACUAAGGUGACCACUUUAGAGAAUGGACUCCGGGUGGCCUCUGAGGAUGCUGGGCUUACUACCUGCACAGUGGGCCUCUGGAUAGAUGCUGGCAGUCGCUAUGAGAAUGAGAGAAAUAAUGGCACAGCACAUUUUCUGGAACAUAUGGCAUUUAAGGGCACCAGGAAACGGUCCCAGCUGGAUCUGGAGCUGGAGAUUGAGAACAUGGGGGCUCACCUGAACGCCUAUACAUCCCGCGAGCAGACUGUGUAUUACGCCAAAGCUUUCUCUAAGGAUCUUCCACGAGCUGUGGAGAUUCUGGCUGACAUCAUCCAGAAUAGUACACUGGGCGAGGCAGAGAUUGAGAGGGAGCGAGGGGUCAUCCUCAGAGAGAUGCAGGAGGUCGAGACCAAUCUGCAGGAAGUGGUCUUUGACUACUUGCAUGCUACAGCUUAUCAGUCCACAGCUCUGGGCAGGACCAUCCUGGGCCCCACCGAGAACAUCAAGACCAUCAACAGAGGAGACCUGGUUGAGUAUAUCACCACUCACUACAAAGGCCCCAGAAUAGUGCUGGCUGCUGCUGGAGGAGUUUCACAUGAUGAGCUUAUUGAUCUGGCCAAGUAUCAUUUUGGAAAACUUCCUGGCAGAUAUCAAGGUGAUGCUCCAGCACUUCCUCCUUGUCUCUUCACAGGAAGUGAGAUCCGUGUGCGUGACGACAAGAUGCCCCUGGCACAUAUCGCCAUCGCUGUUGAGGCGGUUGGAUGGUCUCACCCUGAUACAAUCCCCCUCAUGGUGGCAAACACGCUUAUAGGAAACUGGGACCGCUCAUUCGGUGGAGGCGUGAAUCUGUCCAGUAAACUGGCUCAGAUGGCCUGUCAGGGAAACCUGUGCCACAGUUUCCAGUCCUUCAACACUUGCUACACAGACACAGGCUUGUGGGGGCUGUACAUGGUGUGUGAGCCCAGCACCAUCAAUGACAUGAUGCACUUCACUCAGAUGGAAUGGAUGUCUCUUUGUACGAAUGUGACGGAGAGCGAGGUGGCUCGGGCAAAGAACCUGCUCAAGACCAACAUGCUCCUGCAUCUCGAUGGAUCCACCCCUAUAUGUGAGGACAUUGGCAGACAGAUGUUGUGCUACAGCCGCAGGAUCCCUCUGCAUGAGCUGGAGGCCAGGAUUGAUGCCAUAGAUGCUAAGACCAUUAAGGAUGUAUGCACCAAAUACAUCUACAACAAGGCUCCUGCCAUCGCAGCAGUUGGGCCAAUUGAACAGCUGCCAGACUACAACCAGAUCCGCAGUGGAAUGUUCUGGAUGAGAACCUGAGGACAGAUUACCUCCACACUGUACAGCAUAUAAACAGAAACACAAUAUUUAAGUCUCAUCUGUAGUAUUUUUUUCCUCCUUUAAUUUUUUUUAUUAUAAAAUAAAGACCAACACAAUAAUGUUAAAAUAA